Ochlerotatus camptorhynchus is the source of this 2595-nucleotide messenger RNA. Its product is annotated as protein ABHD18. Lineage: Eukaryota; Metazoa; Arthropoda; Insecta; Diptera; Culicidae. The transcript is spliced from 4 exons. The record is from RefSeq and is a predicted model, not a curated record. The coding region runs from base 474 to 2135 and encodes 553 amino acids.
CUCAAGCAGUGAACAUAACACAACACUAGUUUUAAAUCUCUUUCGAGUUAGAAAAAAAAGCGAGAGACAAAGAGACUUGUAUCUUUUCUUUACUCAACAAAGAACAUCAUAGGAAAUAUGUCUGCUUUUAUGAAUCUGCAUUAGAAAAUUUUGUUAAAGGUUCAACGCAAAAAAGGGGGUUUCGGUAAACAGGAAGUUAAUUCGGGCAACAGAAGCGAAGCGCAAUAGUUAAGAAAAAAAAUCCGGGCUCAGGAAAAAAAAAGUGAAUUCAGCUGCAAUCGAAUAUCGGCUCCUUCUUGGAGGUUGUGUGUUAGUGUGCAAACGGGUGGCAGUGCGUGAAAUAGAUCAACAAACAAGAAGAAGAAUCAGUGCUUGACGAAAUAUCGGACGAUUUUCGGGGUGUUAUUUUUGGUAUAGUGCCACUGGUAAGGCGCACUAGAAGGGAUCGGCCGAAUUCAAACCAGGGAAGCGCCAUGCCGCCAUCACGCCUGGAUGGACUAUACCGCUCGCUGCUGUUGACCAAGUUCUUCUGCAAGGGCUGGGGCAAACCGGAAAAUCUCGAAAGACUGUUCGCCUUCCGGAAGAUCAUCUCCAACCGUGCCGCCUGCUCGAAGCUCGUCCCAUCGGAUUACCCGGUGGAAAUCACCAAAGAAGAAGUAACCGCCGACUGCAAGAUCCUCGAGGGGAAAUUCGUAACUCCGCUGGAGAUCUACCUACCCGGACUGGUACCGGAUGUGGUGCAAAAUGCGCACUUCCAGAUACUGCUGCCGCACAAGUGGAACGACGACCGAUUCAAGCCGAUGUGCAUCCAUUUGGCCGGAACGGGGGAUCAUUACUAUUGGAAGCGACGCAAUCUAAUCGCCAAGCCGCUGUUGAAGGAAGCCAAUCUCGGUGCUAUUAUUCUGGAAAAUCCAUUCUACGGGGCGCGUAAACCCAAGGAUCAAAAGGCCUCCAGCCUGCACAACGUCUCGGACAUCUUCGUCAUGGGCGGCUGUCUGGUGCUGGAGUCGCUGGUCCUGCUUAACUGGUGCGAACGUAACGGCUACGGUCCGCUCGGAAUCACCGGCCUCUCAAUGGGUGGUCACAUGGCCUCCCUUGCUGCCACCAACUGGCCAAAACCUCUGGUUCUGGUGCCCUGUCUCAGCUGGUCCACGGCAUCGUCCGUAUUUACCGAAGGCGUCAUGAGCCACUCGAUUAACUGGGACGUACUGGAAACGCAAUACUUCGCCGACGGUAACUACCGGGAGCGGCUCUCUAAGAUGGUCACCGUCGUGGACGAUGCUUUCGUGGCCGGUCAGAGUUUCAUCAAGAACUUCAACCAAUCAGUCGAAGAACUCAAGCAGGAUAUUUCCCACGUGGACGACUUGGUCAGCGAAGAUGCUUGCCCGGACGUCAACUUAACGGUCAUCCGUGACACCACACCGGAACAGGAGCAGAAACGCAUUCACAUCAAUCGACAGAAUGUCCUCAAUCUUUCUGAACCUCUCCUGAACAAGCUGCUCUCGGACGUUAAAUGCGAACUGACCCAAUCGGAAAUCGACGAGCUUAAUCUCAAAAUACAAUUGGCCCUCAAAAACUACAAAGAGGAAAACAAGACUGACAGCGACAAGCUGAUUCUGGAAGUGAAGGCUGAAGAAUUGUCGGAACCCCUACCCUCCAAAUCGUUGGGAACCAAAAUCAUGGAGUUCAUCAGCUGGAGCAGCAACGGCAGUGGCAACGAAAACCCCACCAAACAUGCCACCGAAGUCGCUCCGCUAGAGAAGCGGGAACCGAUCGAUACGUCCAAGACCCGCUGGUGGAAACGAGAAGCCCUGCAGUUUAUGCGCGGAAUGAUGGACGAGUGUACCCAUCUCAAAAACUUCACCGUCCCGUACGACACCUCGCUGAUUAUUGCCGUUUGUGCCAAGGACGAUGCGUACAUUCCACGGGACAGCUGUACUAGUUUGGAGGACAUUUGGCCGGGAGCGGAAAUUCGCUACCUAGAUGCCGGACACGUCAGCGCCUACGUGCUGCACCAGAAGCUGUUCCGGUCGUGCAUUAUCGAAGCAUUUGAACGGGCACGCAGCAAGUGGAUUCCGGAGCACGAGCGAAUCCAGGAAGUUACCACCAAUAGUAACGGGGAUGGGAACAAAUAAGGUACUAAUCAAUCGGAAACCGGGAACCAAAUAACCCCCGAGGGAAUGGCUGUGACCAAUGGGGAAGCUUUUACAUUGAACCAAAUCAAAACAGAGAAAACCUUUCCGGAAUAGACGCAACCCAGGCGCCAACGAGACUGUGACCAAGGCAGUGACGCAACUUCCGGUCACGUGGAUAUUCCGGAAUUGGAAGACAUUGACAUUGUAAUUAUUAAUUAUGAAUCGAAACUUGGAACGAAGAAGCGCUUCGUGGAUACUUCCGGACCGGAAGUAAACUACUGCGAGGCGUCGGAGCGAAGUCAGUAUUUAAGUCAGACGAAUGCGGAGAAAUUUAUUGCUGUGUGAAUAACUUGCACGUUUAUACAUCGUUACGAUCAGUUCAAAAUGCUUUGUACAAUUUAUAUUUUAUGUUAGAAAUAAAAAUAACGAAUGCUUUUAGGUAGCACUAGCGCUACUGGAA